Messenger RNA from Gadus chalcogrammus (walleye pollock), 3018 nucleotides. RefSeq lists its product as uncharacterized. Gene Ontology annotation, biological process: DNA integration. NCBI's taxonomy places the organism in Eukaryota, Metazoa, Chordata, Actinopteri, Gadiformes, Gadidae. The transcript has 2 exons. Gene Ontology annotation, molecular function: nucleic acid binding. Bases 86 to 1438 code for a protein of 450 amino acids. The record is from RefSeq and is a predicted model, not a curated record.
UUUUGUUCACUACGGCCUACCUGCACGGAUACACUCGGAUCAAGGACGAGAUUUUGAAAGUCGCCUGAUCAAAGAACUCUUGUCCAUGCUUGGGGUUCGGAAGUCAAGAACAUCCCCCUAUCACCCACAAGGGGACGCACAACCAGAAAGGUUCAAUAGAACACUUUUAGCAAUGCUUGGUACCCUGGACACUGUAAAGAAACAAAGUUGGAGUCAACAUAUCACCCACCUGGUACAUGCAUACAAUUGCACCAAGAAUGAUUCCACAGGAUACUCCCCUUAUCAUCUCAUGUUUGGAAGGGAGGCAAGGUUACCCAUUGACAUCUGUUUUGGGAUCUCGCCAAAUGGUGAAAGUGAAACCUCUUACCAACAGUACGUCGCCAGGAUGAGGAAAGAGUUACAAAAAGCCUACCAACUGGCAUCUGACGCUGCUACAAAGAGUCAUCUGAAAAACAAAGCUCGCUAUGACCACCGUGUGAGAGAUUCACCUUUGGAGAAAGGUGACAGAAUUCUCAUUCAGAAUUUGGGUCUAAAAGGCAAGCAUAAACUCCAAGAUCGAUGGAAAUCAACACCAUAUGUUGUUGUGGAGAAGUUGCCUAAUCUGCCUGUUUACAAGGUCAAACCAGAGCAUGGUACAGGUGUGGUAAAAACUCUUCAUCGAGACCACCUGUUGCCCAUCGGGUACAUGGUUAGGUUGUCUAACCAAUCAGAUGAUACAAACUCUGCUCGGAGACCUGUAACAAGAGCUCAACUUACCCGGAAACAUCUAUCAACCAAGUCUGAAGAAGGUGACACAGAGUCCUCAGGCUCAGAGUUUGAAACUGUCCACAGUCCUCCAGAUUUUGAUGUGGAUGAGGUCAGGAAACGAUUAAACAUGAUAGAUCAACCUGUGGAGGAUGAACAGAGUCAGAGUUCUGAAGAAAGUGAAAACUCUGAAGAGGAAAACUGUGAAGCUGCAGAAAAUCAACAACUUACAGAAACAGAGUAUGAGGAACCGCCUGAAGGUGCUGCACCUCCUCUGUCACACUCUUAUGUCCAAGAGACAUAUACUGAAUCUGCGGAAGAUUUGCAAGAUUCAGAAGAGGGAGCAAGCUCACCUCUGUUAAACAGAGCCAGACGUGAUAAAGCUGCUAAAAGCGCUAGAAGUGAAAGUGAAAGGUCUUCUACAAUCCGGAAAUCCCUGAGAAAACCAAAGCCAUCUAUGAGAUUCACUUAUGAGAGACCUGGUCAUCCAUCUUGUGAACCAGUUACCAUCAUGCACCAUGGCAUGGUCAUCCAACUCAAGUUAAACCCUCCAAACCAAGACGACGAAUCAAGGAAAAAGUCCAAAACAUCCAAAAGGUACAUGGAGGAGGAGAACAAAAAACACCCUUCCAAGUUGAAGAGAGACAAAAGGUGUGAUGAGGACAUCUACACGUUCAGAAGAGGGAGGGUGUAGCUCUGUACAAAAAUCUUCCAAGUUAAAGAGAGACAAAAGGUGUGAUGAGGACAUCUACACGUUCAGAAGAGGGAGGGUGUAGCUCUGUACAAAAAUCUUCCAAGUUAAAGAGAGACAAAAGGUGUGAUGAGGACAUCUACACGUUCAGAAGAGGGAGGGUGUAGCUCUGUACAAAAAUCUUCCAAGUUAAAGAGAGACAAAAGGUGUGAUGAGGACAUCUACACGUUCAGAAGAGGGAGGGUGUAGCCCUGUACAAAAACCACAAGUUACAGAGCAUAAAAAAUAAUUAACAGUAUAAUAAAAUGCUGUGUUUAAUGUUCAUAAAUAAAUAGAGUUCAUAAUAAUAAAAUGGGUUAAAAUGUGUGCGGAUUAAAAGCAUAAAUAUAAUACGUUUAAUAAAACUAUUUACAGUUAAAAGAUAAAUUAAUAUAAAGGUCUUUAAGUUUAUCAAGGCUAAAAUAUUUGUGAAUUCAGGAUAUAAAAGAGGAAGAAGCCGUGUUUAUGUUUAACUUAACCUGUUACCUGUCACACGUAAAUCAUUUAAUUUGUUUUGUCUUUGGUUGUAUUAAAACUUCACAAGCCAAUCCGAAUAAAGUCUCAACGUGUAAAGGGCGGGACUAGUGCAGCAGGUUAGCGUGGGGAGUAGUGAGCACAUGUAGAGAAAGAAACCUGACCGGACUGAGAGCUAAGAGGAGGCAUCGUAGUGUGGGAAGCAGUUAAGUUUUAUCGUGAGGUCGACUACUCGUGGUCCUGAUUUAAACUUCUUUGUGACCUGCAAAAAGGAGCUGGACGUUGGAGAGAGGGGUUUCCAGCAGAUGGCCCUGCUGUUUUCUGUGUUUUCUUCCUUGUGACUUCGCCACCGCCAUUGCCCACGUGUGUGUUUGGAUUGCCACCGCCAUUGCCAUUAUCUUCGUGAGAAUAUCAUCCCCCAAUCCCUUUCUGCCCCUACUAAUUACACCCUGGAUUCGUGAGUACUGAUUUACACAUUGCACGUGCUUUUAUUUUGAGCUCAAGCUGAGUGAAGCGGCCAGUACAGUUUUUAGGCCCCACCGCACACAAGCUUCAACUAACAGGCCUGCAACGGGUUAACCUAAUUUAAAGUGUGUUGUUAAUUUGAUUGUGUGUGGUACAUUGAGUUUGCAUUGUUGUAAAUUGGAGAAUCCCGUGCAUCUGAUUUUAUUUAUUUUAUUUGUUUAUUUGUUUUCUUUUCCUAAAAUACAUUCGACUAGUAUUUCAUUUUGUGAAUAAAUAUGUGAUUGAAUACUUUUACAUUUAAAAUACAGUUGUGGUGGUCAUUUAUUAAAAUUAUCCAACAGUAACAUAUGAAUCAAAGUUGUAGUUUCCUACAACGAGCCCAGGCCCAGUCUUAUUGUAUUAACCACUCUAGAUUUAUUAUUUAACUACAUGGGACAAGGGUUACAUAUAUAUAUAUACUUAAGGUUAAAUUCUUCUAAUUAGGUUAGUAUCUUUUAGCUAAUUUAUCAGCAAUUUCAUUGCCAUAUAUUCCAUGGUGGGCUGGAAUCCAACAGAACUGAAUAACUAAACCAAGGCUUAUAAUAUUUAAAAGAAGAUGCUUUACC